Messenger RNA from Alternaria rosae, 1059 nucleotides. RefSeq lists its product as uncharacterized. Lineage: Eukaryota; Fungi; Ascomycota; Dothideomycetes; Pleosporales; Pleosporaceae. The record is from RefSeq and is a predicted model, not a curated record. Bases 226 to 909 code for a protein of 227 amino acids. The transcript has a single exon.
CACCACUGGCGAACCUACUACCAAAAUCUCCUACCAGCACCACUUGUGAACUCUCUUCACCGAGCGUUCGCGAGCUGUUGUUUCAGGAAGGACCGGCCAGGAGCCGGGGGAACGAACACCAUUCUCGGUCACAUCGCCUUUGUCAAGGUUGAAUCAAGCGCUAAGCCAUCACUACCUGUUCGACGUUCAUCGCUCCUCCGAAAAUUCAAGGACUUCCUCUUAAUAAUGCCUUCCUAUCUACGAAGCACCCCUCGCGCCUACUCCUUCCCACCAUGGGUCGAGAAUGGCAACGACGACACUAAUGAAAACGAUCUUCCGGACAUCGACGAAGACCCCUUCUCGCACUUCAUCUCACCACCCAUCACCGAGGCUGACGACCCGUACGAGCUGUCCCUGAGCGCAGGCAUUGACGUCCAGGAAGGACCGCGCACCACAAAGUCUUCCAAGUUCAAGUCCAACCUCGCCAACAAAUGGACCCGAUAUGUCAAGCACAACCACAGCCAGCUCCACACCCAGUAUCACGCACCUACCAUCUACGAAGAGGACGAGGAGGAGUCUUUCAUGGGGCUGGACGACGACCGAUUGAACGACACGCCACACGUCGUGUCUCAGCUCAGCCCUCCACGGAUCAGAAUCACUGAACCAUCACGAGGUCGCGCACAAGACCUUGCCACUCGCAAACAGCAAAACCGUCGCCGGUACUCGCGCACACUAUCUGGUCAUCGCCACUCAUGGAGGGAACCCAGCCCGGACCUGUUCACUGUAGACGAAUCUGAAGAGGAGGAUGUUCCUGCGCUACGUCGCGCAAAAACUAGGAAGCCCAAGGACGGCGCGGAACGCCGGAGGUCAUCGACCCGAUCAAAAUCGAGAGCACGAGUCGACUCGGUAACGGGGGAGUCGAUCUUGUAGCACGGUAGCAUGGCAGCACGGCGGGGUAGAGAAAAGGAUGCAUCAUGGGGAAGGGGUUGGAUACACAGCAUUGCACGGCGUUGGUGGCUUUUUGACUUUACACACAGCAUUGGGAGGCGUUUCCGGUAUACCACGGGCUUGCAUUUUUAU